Helobdella robusta is the source of this 363-nucleotide messenger RNA. RefSeq lists its product as hypothetical. The record is from RefSeq and is a predicted model, not a curated record. The transcript is spliced from 2 exons. NCBI's taxonomy places the organism in Eukaryota, Metazoa, Annelida, Clitellata, Rhynchobdellida, Glossiphoniidae. The coding region runs from base 1 to 363 and encodes 120 amino acids.
AUGGGCCAGCAUUUGUCUUUUUGUCAAGCUCACUUUAUAGCUUGCAUCUUCACUCAAUUUAUCAGCAGACAAUUAGUGAAGAUCCCCAACAAAAAGAUCGAUCUACUGGCCAGGCUGCCGAAUGUCAUAUACAGCUCGGUCAUCUAUAACAAGUAUCUCCUCUCAUGGUUCAAGCGGUUCGGCAUAAUCAGCAACUUCCGUCUGCUCGCUUUCAAAUCGAGGAAGCACGCACAUCCCCUAUUCGAGUUUGACCUCGUGGGCUGUGACCUCGAGGUCGUCGUCAAAGAGAGUUAUAAGUACAAAUACGCCGUCCAUAUUUACAAGUUAGUUAUUCGCAGUUGUCGUCUGGCUGUUAUUAGUUAA